AUGCCCGCACAAUCCAUCUCAUCUCUCACUGUGGAAAUCGACACGCCCGGUCCUGCUACAGCCACCCAUCGUUGUGCAUCACAAAUUGGACCAGAGGUGCAAGACAAGUCAAGCAGCCAAUCUACAGGCCUCGGCCACAAGAUCAUGGUGCAAGCGUCUCACGCGCGGGACGUGAUGCUCGAUCGAUACAUCUACGAGACCAGGAAGACCGAGUUGCACAUCAAUGAGGUUCUCAUGGUGAAAAACACAAACAUUUGA
Metarhizium brunneum ARSEF 3297 is the source of this 258-nucleotide messenger RNA. RefSeq lists its product as uncharacterized. NCBI's taxonomy places the organism in Eukaryota, Fungi, Ascomycota, Sordariomycetes, Hypocreales, Clavicipitaceae. The record is from RefSeq and is a predicted model, not a curated record.